Cladocopium goreaui is the source of this 579-nucleotide messenger RNA. The record is from the annotation of a GenBank genome assembly. NCBI's taxonomy places the organism in Eukaryota, Dinophyceae, Suessiales, Symbiodiniaceae.
AUGGCAGUAGCAUCACAUUCUGUCUGUGACUGGGACAUCUCAUUCAUGGCAGUAGUGUCACGAUCUGUUUGUGACUGGGGCAUCUCAUUCAUGGCAGUGUCAAACUCUGUCGCCAAGUUCUUGACGACACGACCAUGCACAUCACAGACUUCAGUGACCCUUCUAAGUCGUUUCAGUUCAGGGCUCUUGAUGGGAGUGGACUUGGCACUUGUCGACACCAUCCCACCACCACGAGUCACUGGUUUGCCAACAGCAUGUGCCUUUGGGGGUGGCACCAGAGAGGGCUUGGCCUUUGCAACCACGGUCGGGACUGGCGUAGAAGCUCGAGAUGGCGUAGCCACAGGUGCACCCAUGCACAGAAGGGCUGCGCAUUGCAACCUGCUGAGGCCCAAAGAUCGAAGAUUUCGCAUGGCUCCCAACGAUGGCGCCGUGGUGCUGACUUUCUCGAAGAAGUUCUACCUGCGAGGAUGUGGAAUGUCGGCAGAAGAGGCCUCGUCCUUGGAGGUUGACCACCCUGCCAAUGACCAAGGGACCAAGAGGUGGCUAAAGCAGGCUCGCAGCCUCAACGCUUCCUUGUGA